Messenger RNA from Scatophagus argus, 2657 nucleotides. It is a transcript of the gene gab3, whose product is annotated as GRB2 associated binding protein 3. The coding region runs from base 28 to 1797 and encodes 589 amino acids. The record is from RefSeq and is a predicted model, not a curated record. NCBI's taxonomy places the organism in Eukaryota, Metazoa, Chordata, Actinopteri, Scatophagidae. The transcript has 10 exons.
GCUAGGCUGAAUACCAGAACACAGGAUAUGCUUUGCAGUGCUCUCAGUUUCACAGCAGCAGCAGCAGCGGCAGCAGCAGCAGCAGCAGCAGCAGCGGCGGCAGCCCAGAGGACGACACACUCUGCAGUCAAGAUGAGUACUGGAGAUGUGGUCUGCACCGGCUGGCUCAUUAAAUCCCCCCCGGAGAAGAAGCUAAAGAGAUUUGCAUGGAGAAAACGCUGGUUUGUGCUUCGAAGAGGUCGCAUGAGCGGUAAUCCUGAUGUGCUGGAGUAUUAUCAAAGCUGUAACUCCAAAAAGCCCAUCCGCAUCAUUGACCUGAAAGAGUGUGAGGUGGAAAUGCUGAACGGGCAGCUCAGGAUAAAGCGAGACUUCCACGGGAAGCACCUCUUCGUGGUGAAGACUUCCUCUCGUAUUUUUUACCUGGUGGCCAAAACUGAGGAGGAGAUGAACAGCUGGAUCAGCAGCAUCAGUCAAAUAUGCCACUUCGGGAACCAGGAGGAUGCCGAGAGCUCAGAAGAAGGCUUUCCUCCCACCCCCACCUCCCUCCAGCCAUCACCAGACAGCUCCCACCGGGCAUCUAUCUCAAGCCAGCCAGAUUCCAGUCAUCCACCAGAAUACCUGCUUCUGUCACAGUUUAAGACAGGGAGUGUACGCAUUAGUAGAAAUGACAGCUUUUCAAACUCUGAGGUCUCCCUGGAGCAGAGAUCAUUGGAUGAUGCAGACAAGGAUACCGUGCCCUCACCUCUUUACACUGACUCCUCUUCAUCCUCCGUCUCUCAUCGUACCCCCAGUCCAUCUCUUUUUCUCUCCGGAAGAUUGACUAACCCUCCUUCCAGCGCUCCAUGUACCUCCAUGGCUUUACCUAGUGUCUUCCAGUUUGACAAACCUUUUUCUUCUGCAUCGUUUGAGGCAACGAGUGAUAGACAGACACCUCCUCCACUGCCACCCAAGCCCAAUCACUCAUCAGAGCAGCAACGUGAUGAAGGAGUUCACAGGUCGAGACCAAUGAGUGCACGGAAUUUCUCAAGCCACUCUGAGUUAUUUUCCCGGAGGAUGACUUUCUCAAGCCUGGACCAUCUCCGAAUAGGAGAUGGUGAUAGCAGGUUGAUGAGGAACAGGAGGCAGAGUCUCAAUUUGCCUUGUUUAAGCACUGUACGAGUUCAAAGCUAUCAGGAUGAGUCAUAUGUCCCCAUGGCUUCUCCUUCUCCCACUGUUACCACCGUUGACUGUGAUGGUUACAUCCCCAUGAGCCCCGGGACAUUCUCUUUCCUCAAUACAAACUGCAAUGUUGAGUCCUCCGCAAUUCUCAGCCCACUAUUGUGUCAACCUGCAGAUUUUCCACCACCUCCAAUUCACCGGCAUCUCAAACCUCGCUUGAGGAGAGCUCGACCCCCACCUCUUGACUUGAGAGGUCUCUCUACAAUCACAGAAUGUCCCACUCAACUACCUUUGAACAGAGCAAUGACUGAAUCAUGCUUUGCAAUGAACUGUUUAUCGUCUGAAAGAAGACUUGAGAAAGGGGACCAUUCAAGAGAUGAAGACCCAAGCUGUACAGCAAUGGAAUCAGUUCAGCAGUUCUGUCUUACAUUUGACGGAGCCGGUCAAAUGCUGGCAAGAAGAUCAAACCUCGACUAUUUGUCUCUGGAUUUCAAUUCUGCAUCCCCAUCUCCUGUGCAAAAGAAGCCCUUUCUGUCUGAUGAGCACAGAGUGGAUUAUGUGCAAGUGGAUGAGAAGAAGACUCAGGCACUGCAAAACACCAAAAUGGAGUGGACAGACGUCCGGCAAUCAAAAACAUAAAUGGAAAAUAUGUGAUGAAAAAAUAAACUGGGAACACUUGGUUUUAAGAAGACUAACAAAUAACACCAGCAAGGAGGACACACAUGAAGAGGACCAAAAACCUAUUUAAAAGCACUUUGGGAAACUGCAAAUAAAAGCACAAGAGUAAGUAAGCAUUUAGGAGGUGGAAACACAAAACUGCACUGUAAAAACUGAAUUAACUCUGUAACGCUGUACUGUAUAUAAUACCACAUUGUUCACUGUAUAACAAUAAUUUUUACUGUAGCAUUUUUUUCCCCAAAUUUUGGAAAGGGCAUCAUAUUACUUCAUUGUUAAAAAAAAAUCUGGGAGACAUGCUGUAAAUGUAUGUAUAGUAAGUGAGAAGACGACAAAUAUUUUGAUGAUACAGUGUGUGUGUGUGUGUGUGUGUAUGUAUGUGUGUGUGUAUGUAUGUGUGUGUGUGUGUGUGUGUGUAUAUGUAUAUCCCUCACUCUGUGUCAUGGACCCAGUCCAUAAUUUUAAGUUUUCUCUUUCUCCUUCCUCCUGCGGCCUUCAUAUUGAAGAUGUUUUUCACUUGUUUUGGCUCUGUAAUCACACAAAGAGAUUCUGCAAACAAAUUAAGGACACUGAUAUUACAUCCAUGAGUCAAAAUUCAAUGGAAGCAAUCCACAAUUUUCAUGCACAAUAUCAAAGUUAUUUUGAAAUAAUCUCCUCCUCUUUUGACCAAAAAGGCUGUUACAUCUAAAGUCUUUUUUAUUUAUUGAAUUCUGGUUAUUUAUUUAAUUGUAAUGUGCCAUUUGUCUUGUGUAUGUGUCUCUCGCCUUGGCAUCUUUCAAUGUCUAUGUCCUGGUAAGUAUAAAUAAAUUUUAUAUUUUAAAAUA